CCUCCCCAGUCGGGACUCGGCUGAAGACACGGGGAAUUCGGGGGAAAGAGCAUCUGGCUCGAGGAUGCUGCACUGGCUUGCUUAAUACAGGCACAUCCACCAUGAUUCCUCCCACCACAGCCAGCCCUUCCAGUGACCUGCUCUUCCCCACUCUGUCUUCUCAGGAACUGUGGCGGUCGCAAGUGGCGGGAUAUGGCAGGUCCAUCACACACCACAUCAGCCACCGGGCCAACAACUUCAAGAGGCACCCGAAGAGGAAGAAGCACAUCCGCCCGUCCCCUCCCCCUCCCCCCAACACCCCGUGUCCCAUCGACCGCAUUCGCUUCGGCGAGGUCGACCCGCCGAGAACCUUCCUGGAACUCUUGUUCAAUGGCUGCAUCCUUUUCGGGAUCGAGUUCAGCUACGCCAUGGAGACUGCCUAUGUGACCCCCGCGCUGCUCCAGAUGGGCCUCCCAGACCAGCUCUAUGGGAUGGUUUGGUUCAUCAGCCCGAUCCUGGGUUUCCUGCUGCAGCCCUUGAUGGGGGCCUGGAGUGACAGGUGCACCUCACCUUUUGGCCGAAGGAGACCCUUCAUCUUGGUCCUGGCAAUUGGGGCCCUGGCUGGGCUCUCUCUGAUGCUCAACGGGAAGGACAUCGGCAUGGCUUUGACCGACACGGCCAGCAACCACAAGUGGGGGAUCCUGUUCACCAUCUGUGGGGUGAUCCUCAUGGAUUUCUGUGCCGAUUCAGCAGACAACCCGAGCCACGCCUACAUGAUGGACGUAUGCAGCCCCUCCGACCAGGACCGGGGCCUCAACAUCCACGCUCUGCUGGCAGGUCUUGGAGGAGGGUUUGGCUACGUCGUCGGAGGAAUUAACUGGGACAGAACGGGCUUCGGAAAGGCGGUGGGGGGCCAGCUUCGCGUCAUCUACAUCUUCACCUCCAUCACGCUGACAAUUGCAACCGUCUUGACUCUGAUCAGCAUUCCAGAAAGAACCUUGCCGUCUGGCAUUCGGAAGAAAAAAGUGAUGAAGAGCCCCAGCUUGCCCCUCCCUCCCUCGCCGCCCCUUCUCUUCGAAGACUGUCCGGAGGAAGGCCCCCCGUCGCAAAACCCCGCCCAUUUAUAUACAAGCUUCACCAGCCCCAUUUCCCCCCUCAGCCCCCUCACGCCCAAGUACGGCAGCUUCAUCAGCCGGGACAGCUCUCUGACGGGGCUGAGCGAGUUCGCCUCCUCCUUCGGCACCUCAAAUAUUGACAGCGUGCUCAUAGACUGCUUCACAGGAGGUCACGACGGAUACCUGGCCGUCCCGUCCAGCUUGCCCCGGCAGACGAUAAGUGUCAGCUUCCCCCGAGCGCCGGAGGGGUUCUACUGCCAAGACAGUGCCAGCAUGGAAGCCGGGGAUGCUGGCUUAGGGAUGCCCAGGCCAGACGGAGAGGAUCUGAGGGUGGGCUCCCUGGACACAAUAAGGCCCCGGUCCUCAGGAAUCCUGAAAAGGCCGCAGACUUUGGCCAUUCCGGAUAUUAUCACUGGCAACCUCCCAGAGAGCAAUAGGAGAAGGAAUGUGACGUUCAGCCAGCAGGUGGCAAAUAUUUUGCUGAACGGGGUGAAGUAUGAGAGUGAACUGAAUGGGUCGAGCGAACUCUCUGAGCAGCCCCUUUCAAUGAAGAUGCUCUGCUCAACCAUCUGCCACAUGCCCAAAGCCCUGCGCAACCUUUGCAUCAACCAUUUCCUAGGGUGGCUCUCUUUUGAAGGAAUGCUCCUCUUCUACACAGACUUCAUGGGGGAAGUGGUGUUUCAGGGCGACCCCAAAGCCCCGCACGACUCUGCGGAGUAUCACAAGUACAACGCUGGCGUGACCAUGGGCUGCUGGGGGAUGUGUAUCUACGCGUUCAGUGCUGCGCUCUACUCAGCCUCUCUAGAAAAACUGGAGGAAUGCUUCAGCAUCCGCACUCUGUAUUUUAUAGCGUAUCUUGCCUUUGGACUUGGCACCGGACUAGCUACACUGUCCAAAAACAUCUAUGUGAUUUUAUCCCUGUGUGUAACAUAUGGUAUUUUAUUUUCCACACUCUGCACACUUCCAUAUUCCCUGUUGUGCGACUAUUACCAGAGUAAAAAGUUUACCGGUCUGAACGAGGACUGCACGAAGCGAGGGAUGGGAGUGGACAUCUCCCUGCUCAGCUGCCAGUAUUUCCUGGCCCAGAUCCUCGUCUCGAUGGUCAUGGGGCCCCUGACAGCGCUGGUGGGCAGUGCCAACGGGGUGAUGUACUUCUCCAGCGUGGUGUCGUUCGCCGGCUGCCUGUAUUCGUCGCUCUGCGUCGUUUACGAGAUCUCACCGGGCGAGGAGCUGGCGGAAGAGCAGCAGCCCCUGAUGCUGACAGCUGAGAGAUCUCUGGUCGGGAAGGUGGUGCUUUACUGCUCCUGGGAAUUUCCGGACUGCGACCAGGGGAGUCCUGGUCCCCCGCUCAGCGUGAAGCUCACCGGGCCCGUCACGGCCUCUCCUCUCCGGCUGGUGGUUGCGAGGCUUAAGGCGGGGAGCUUUGCAAGCAGGCGCGCCUGCUCGGAAGCAAGCAAACCGCAAAUCGCCGCCCUCCACCAGCUAGUGCGCCAGCCGUGGAGCCAGUCGGGGAGGAGCGACCCGUCCCCUCCGCUCUGA
Molecule: messenger RNA, 2633 nt
Organism: Varanus komodoensis (Komodo dragon)
Lineage: Eukaryota; Metazoa; Chordata; Lepidosauria; Squamata; Varanidae
Gene: SLC45A1
Product: solute carrier family 45 member 1
Exons: 11
Coding region: 102-2633 (843 amino acids)
Biological process (GO): transmembrane transport
Cellular component (GO): membrane
Molecular function (GO): sucrose:proton symporter activity
Source: RefSeq, a predicted model, not a curated record